AAAGAAGGAAUAUGGCGGAGCAGACUGCAGAGAGAAGCAGUGUGAGAGAGAGGAAAUGAAAGCUUUGGUGCGGAGGAAAGAAGCAAACCUGAUAAACAAACAAUAGUAAAGGUUUUCUGCUCUCCGGAAUUCACUUUCUCCCGUUUUCUGGUUGGAGAGAGAAAUGCGAGAAAGUUGAUAAUACGAUCCCUGUCAACAAUGAGUCUCGAUCUGCACGCAUAAUAUGGUAUUCAGAUAGAGCAGUAAAUUGCCUUUGAUCUGUGUGUCUGAGAAGACAUUCUUCAUGUUCUAAUUGGCAUUUCGGUACUUUUUCUCUCUUCGAAUCGGGGAUCUUAAUCGGUAUUCAACGAGCUUUCGUCGUCCAUUGGAAGAAUUUUGACUUGGAAUGCCUGUCAGUCUAGCUUUACCUGCUACCCGGGAAGGUGAGUUUGGCCUGUAAUUUGAUUUUGAAGGAGGAUAGGCAGUUGAUUUAAGUUGAGUUUUGAGUUGAAUUAGGGCUUAGCGUGAUUGUACUGUCACUGCUGGGAUUGUUAACUUCCGAAAUCUAGGGUUUUGAGGUUGUACGCCCGGCCCGAGUAUGAUCACGAUUUGGCUGUUAUCUAGACAGCCAUGCUGAGCGUGCGCAUUGUCAAUGGUACAGUUGCUUCAGUUUGAGUGCAAUAUAUUAAGGUGUGCAGUUAGCUGCUUAUUUGUUUCUGUGCCAAAAACCCUACACAUUGUUUAGCUGGUUUAGCUGGUUUUCAGUUUAAUGGAACAGGUAAAGGUGGAGAAUCGAAUAAAUUUGGUAUUUUAACAGGAAAAGUUUUGGUUUACAACCAGUGUGGGUUUUGGUCGAAUGUAUGAUAUAGGCUACUUGAUUUGGCAAAAGGAUCGUCUGAAUACUGAUUGUAUGAAGAGUUUAAGGUAGCAUCUUUGACACUGCAUUGUGGUUGGAGAUAUGCCUCCUUCUCCGGCAUUGAGAGUCUCUCCUGGGAGAGAGAUGAGGGCAGAUAAUCACAAGCGAGGGCGCAGUCUUGAGGGUGGAUUACUCUUUAAACGGAAAGACGACGAUCUUGCGUUGUUCAAUGAAAUGCAGUCGAGAGAAAAAGAAGAUUUCUUGCUUCAGUCAACAGAUGAUUUUGAAAACACAUUUUCAACAAAAUUGAAACACUUUUCAGAUAUUAAGCUCGAAAUCUCCAUCCCUGUUCGAGGGGAGAGUAGUGAACUGCUUAAUGCUGAUGGGGAGAAGAAUGAUUACGAUUGGCUAUUAACUCCCCCAGAGACUCCUCUUUUUUCUUCGCUGGAUGAUGAGCAGCCACCAGUUAAUGUUGUAACCAGAGGCAGACUUCGGAGCCACCCAAUUUCCUUGUCGAGAUCUUCCACAAUGGAGAAGGGUUACAGAAGCAGCAGGGGUAGUGCAAGUCCAAAGUGCUUGAGCCCAUCACCUCGGUCUGGGAAUAGCACAUUCCAGUCCAGGGGAAGGCCAUCUUCUGCACCUAAUUCCAGUCCAUCUCGUAACUUGAGGCCUGCCACUCCAGUGCAAAGGCCAUCACCUCCCCCAAGUAAACCCUCCACACCCAUUCCAAGGUCUUCAACUCCAACUUCACGCAGGUUGAGCAUAGGGUCUAAUGGUACUGGGGUUCGGGGAACUUCACCCAUAAGGACAAGUCGAGGGAACUCUGCCUCACCCAAAAUCAGAGCAUGGCAGUCCAAUAUCCCCGGUUUCUCCUCAGAGGCUCCGUCCAAUCUUCGAACUUCAUUGGGUGAUCGGCCAGCAUCAUAUGUGAGGGGUUCCUCGCCAGCAUCCAGAAAUGGUAGGGAUUUGGGGUCAAGAGUUGGUAGGCAAUCAAUGUCUCCAACUGCUUCUCGAAGUGUCAGUUCAUCACAUGGUCAUGAUCGGGACCAAUUUAGUUCACAUAGUAGAGGUUCUAUUGCAUCAUCUGGAGACGAUGAUGUGGACUCUCUACAAUCAGUUCCCGUGGGCAGCUUAGAUCGCUUAACUUCAAAAAGAGUUGGCCCAUCGUUUUCCAAUAACAGAGCUCCGAGCUUCUCUUGGAAGUCAUCUAAAAUAGUGUCUCCUGGUUCUGCUUCAAAAAGAGCCUUUGACCCUGCAGUUCGGCAACUGGAUAAUCGGAAAAGCCCGCAGAAUAUGUUCAGGCCUCUCUUAUCAAGUGUCCCAAGUACCACCUUUUAUAUUGGGAAAGCUAGUUCUGCUCAUCGCUCAAUGAUGUCUAGGAAUUCCUCAGUAACAACCAGCAGUAACGCAAGUUCUGAUCAAGGUACCUGUGCUGCACUUGAUACUGAAGGGAGUGAUCACCUUCAGGAUGAUUUGGCAUGUGAAAGCGGGAAAGUACCGUAUCCUGAUGUUCCGGAAGAAGUAUUUGCAUUCGAUAAGGUGGAGGCAUUUUAUCAAGAUGAGAAGCAUAACACUUUUGAUAGGUCACUUCACAUAGGGGUUGAUGAUUAUGAUAGAGACCUUGCAAUUGAUUGUGACCCUGGUAACUCUGAUAAGCCUGGCCUGCAUAAAAUUGAUGCGAAUUUUAGUAUAGCGUCUGAUGCUCUGAAUCUCAGGGACGACUGUAGUGAAGUUUGCAGUCUUAAAAGCUCAGAACUUUGCUCUAGAUGUGGUCUCAGGUAUCCUGUCACUCGGCCAGUGGAAAAUGGUAUAAAUCUUUGUCCAGAUUGCUGUAAGAAAAACAAUCUUGCCACUAUUUUGGAUACAAUUGCUAAUGACACUGCACAACCGGCUAAGAAGAAGUCUGAAGAAAAUGUUUUGGAUGAAUUGGAGCCCCUGACAGCUAAAACCAACACACUAUCACUAACCACUGAAGUGGAUGAGAUUAUUUCUUCCCAGCAUGAAGAGAAUGUUAAGCAAAGCGAGGCUUGUAACUUUGAACAUAGCCAGAUUUACUUGCGAGAGAAUUCUCUUCCAAGUAAUCUGGUGGAGGGGGAUGAGCAGAGCCUUGCUAACCAGCAAGGAAUGGGACAACUGUUUGUUGGUCAUAGCCUACCUGAUAAUGAUGUUGAAGGACAACAAUUGCAGCAGAAUAAUGACCAUAUAGAAAACGUGGAUGUUUCAGAAAUUUCUGGCAUUUCUAUACUGCUGAAUCGGUCUAGAAGUAGCAAGGGGUCUAUUGUUCAAGGUAGGACUUUCAUUGCCAAUUCCAUACCUCGCAAUGAUCUUUCGUAUGCAAGAGACAGCACAAACAGUUUGAGAAGUUCGAUUGGGCAUGGCAGUGCUUCUGCAUCAUCCUCUGUUGAUUUUGGCUCCAGACAAGUAGAGACUCGCGUGCAACGGCAGUUAAGCGGAAAGAAGUCUGACAUGGAGAACCACAGGUCGGAUGUGAACAUUAAAUCCCAAAGUAUUGGAUUAUCUUUACCUGGAGUUUCAGACCGUGCUCAACAGUCACCUGGUUUUGCAACAAGCAUGCAUGAAGGGGCUUCUGUUGCUGAUGCGAAGUUUGAAUCGGAGGAAAGACCUGUUUCUUCUCAUGAAAAAUUGCUUACUGGGGAGAACAGAGAAGUGGACGUUUCUGAUGUGGCAAUUGUUAAGGAAAAUUUAUUAGAAUGUACUGAGAGUAAAAGAACAGAUGAUACUUCUUCCUCGGAAUUGUUACGUCAUUCAGUAGGCACUCCAUUAGAUGAGAAUACAUCAGUAUCAGUUCCAAAUUACGAAGACCAUGCUUUAAAUGAAACUGGUGAAGGUUUUUCAGAUCAUGCAAGGAGUGCCUCUGAUAUAGAAGCAUUGGCUAUCACUCCCGAGUCGUCUAUUAAAGCAGGAAACACAAGGCUGAGCCAUAGCUUCGAUGCUGUAGAUGUUACAGAAUUUCCAGCUCAAAGCACUUUGGAUUCAGUAUCUGAAAUACAAACUGAGGAUUGUUAUCAGAGUAUGGAUGUUUCACAGAAUGAGGAUGUCUCAACGGUUUCCAGGAGCACAAUAAAUGAGUAUCAGGAGCCAUCAGGCCCCACUCCUUCAGAUAUCGAUACAGCAGAGAAAUCAACUGUAAUGAUAGAAUGUCAGGGAGAAAGCAAGGGAAGAAGCCUAACACUAGAAGAAGCAACAGAUACGAUACUAUUCUGCAGUUCCAUUGUCCAUGAUCUAGCCUAUGAGGCUGCAACCAUAGCAAUUGAAAAGGAAUCUUCUGACCCCGUAGAAAAUUUCCAGCCCACCGUCAGAAUCUUGGGAAAAUUCAACUCGGGCAAGAAGGACCCACGUGGCCGAAACAUUGCACGACGCAGCCCAAAAUCCCAGAAACCAAGGCAGAGGCGGCUGGAAACUGAUGUGAAACCCCCUUUAAAGAAAGUUGAGAACGAUGAGAAUGUUGACGAAUCUAUGAUGCAAAAUGUUGGGCGUCCCAAAAAGAUGGACAGUAUAAAGCCUCCAAAGCUGGAAUCCAAGUGCAAUUGCACAAUAAUGUGAGUCAUUCAUUCCACCAUACGACUCUGCUACUCCCACUGGUUAGAUGGACGAGAUUACCGGGUGCUUGUAAUGUAAUGUAAGUGGUUUUGUGUUUGAAGGGAUUGUUGACAAUUUGUUUCUUGUUAAUUCCAAUUUAUUUAUAUGAAACACCACAUAAUGUUGGUGACAUAAUUGUAAAGCUGUUUAUUGUCAUUAGGCUAAUAUUAGUGAUAAGCAUUGGAGGUUUGCGUUUUAUCCGGUUGCAGCAUUCUUGUAGUUAUUCUAUUCUGGUUCGAAAAUGGUUCACAUUAGAGAUAAA
Molecule: messenger RNA, 4697 nt
Organism: Tripterygium wilfordii
Lineage: Eukaryota; Viridiplantae; Streptophyta; Magnoliopsida; Celastrales; Celastraceae
Exons: 6
Coding region: 938-4399 (1153 amino acids)
Biological process (GO): cortical microtubule organization
Cellular component (GO): cortical microtubule
Source: RefSeq, a predicted model, not a curated record